This is a messenger RNA of Antrostomus carolinensis (chuck-will's-widow), 1077 nucleotides long. RefSeq names its product AT-rich interactive domain-containing protein 4A-like. Gene Ontology annotation, molecular function: transcription cis-regulatory region binding. The transcript is spliced from 8 exons. Lineage: Eukaryota; Metazoa; Chordata; Aves; Caprimulgiformes; Caprimulgidae. The record is from RefSeq and is a predicted model, not a curated record. Gene Ontology annotation, cellular component: nucleus. Gene Ontology annotation, biological process: regulation of transcription by RNA polymerase II. The annotation marks the transcript as partial.
AUGGAUAUUGAUAUUGCUUGUGUCACAAAGAGUGAAAAAAAGCUGAAGCCUGAGGAAGAGCUUGAUCCUGAAGAGAGGGACAACUUCCUCCAACAGCUUUACAAGUUUAUGGAAGACAGAGGUACUCCUAUCAAUAAACCACCUGUUUUGGGCUACAAGGACCUCAAUCUCUUCAAACUUUUUAGACUGGUUUAUCAGCAGGGUGGGUGUGACAACAUUGAGAGUGGUGCUGUAUGGAAGCAAAUUUAUAUGGACCUUGGCAUUCCUAUUUUGAACUCGGCUGCUUCCUACAAUGUAAAAACUGCUUAUAGAAAGUAUCUUUAUGGUUUUGAAGAGUACUGCCGUUCUGCAAACAUUCAGUUUAGGACCAUCCAUCACAAUGAACCAAAAGUGGUAGAAGACAUACAGACACACGUGGAACCAAUGGAGGAAGGUGUGAAAGAGGAACAAAAAAUGCCCCCAACAGAAGUUAAAAAAGAAGCAGAAGAAAAUUAUUCCAGCAGUGAAAGUGAAAAAGAAGAAAUAGAACUAAGAUCCCCAAGGGGACGAAGACGACUUGCCCGUGAUGCAACCCCUGCUAAAAAAGAUAGUGAAGAGGAUAAAACACAAGACAAAUUAAAAGACAGUAACAAAGAAAACAAAGAUAUAGAGGAAAUACCUGAGAAUGCAGAAAAGAAAGAAAAUGAAACUCCAUUAGGGAGGAAAAGUACACCAAAGCAAAAAGAGAAGAAAAUUAAAAAGCAGGAGGAUUCUGAUAAAGAGUCAGACGAAGAGGAAGAGAGGCAGAGAGAGAGAGAGGAAAUUGAGAACAAAGGAGAGUCAGAAGGUGAAGAGGAUGAGGAGGACACAGAACCCUGCCUGACUGGAACCAAAGUGAAAGUAAAAUAUGGACGUGGAAAGACUCAAAAAAUCUAUGAAGCCAGUAUUAAAAGCACAGAAAUUGAUGAUGGAGAAGUUUUAUAUUUAGUUCAUUACUACGGUUGGAAUGUAAGAUAUGAUGAAUGGGUGAAAGCUGAUCGGAUUAUCUGGCCUGUGGACAAAGGAGGACCAAAGAGAAAACAGAAGAAAAAAACAAAA